UUCUCAGACAUGAAUAAACCAAGAAACUUAAUAUACUACUACUAGUAGUAUUUUAUGAAAAAUGACAUGAUUUUAUAUAAAUCAUACUCCUCCUCAGCUUUUGACCAUACCAAAUGACAUCGAAAAAUAAAUUAUAGUCAAACUAAACCAACCAGUAUGGCAAAUUGCAUAUAACCAAUCCCCUCUCACUGCUCCAUUUCGCAUCCUGUUACAUUAAAAUUUCAUUCAUCAACACAGUUCCUCCAUUGUAAACAAUGUUGUUAAGCAAAUUCCUCUUCUGUAUCUUACUUUUCUUUGUUUUAACUUUUUCAUCAGCAGAAUCUCUAGGUUUCACUUGUAAGUCUAAUACAACUUCCAAAUGUAAAUCUCUCGCUGGUUAUGUAUCACCCAACGCCACAACUCUUUCAAGCAUCGUAAGUCUGUUCGGAAUAACAGACUUCAAUUCAUUGCUCGGAGCUAACAAUUUACCAAUACGAACAAAACCAAGCAGAUCAGUGGCCGCCAAGGAGACUAUCAAAAUCCCCUUCACUUGCUCUUGCAACAACGGAACUGGGAUUUCUGAUAAGGGUCCGAUUUAUAAAGUGCAAUCAGGAGAGUCUUUGUAUCACAUCGCCACGGAUUUAUUUGGAUUCUUAGUUACAACAGACGAAAUAGCAGCAGUCAAUAAUAUUAGUAAUCCUGACUUGAUUGAUGUUGAUCAGCUUUUGCGGAUCCCACUUCCUUGCAACUGUGAUGAUGUAGAUGGAAAUCGAGUCCUUCAUUAUGCUUACAAAGUGUCUCCUAAUAAAAGUUUGGAGAUGAUUGCUAAGGAGUUUGGGGCUACAGAAGAGAGUUUAUUGAUACUCAAUAACCUUACUGAUGCUAAACAACUCGAGGCAGAAUCAAUUCUUGAUGUUCCAUUAAGAGUUUGUACUUCUAUGAUAAGGAAUACUUCGGCAGAUUAUCCUUUGCUUCUCCCGAAUGGGACUUACACUUUUACGGCUAACAAUUGUGUCAAGUGCUCUUGUGACUCCAGCGGCAAAUAUUGGGAGACAUUUCUAGAACCCAAAAAUUGGACGUUAUACUGUGAGCCAUCUCCUCCAGAGGUAAAGGUUCGUAACUGGAAAGAGUGUCCUACGACCACGUGUGUAAAAGAAAUCGAGCCAGGAAAUAAUUGGGGUGUUCAACUCGGGAUGAGCAUUUUUGAUAGUCGCUGCAGUGAUGUUGAGGGGAAGCACAACGAGUGGUCUUGUGCAUACACGGGAUAUAACAGUCGGCGUCAGACUGUGUCAGUAUACAUGGUUAACGAAACAAGGUGCAUCAGAGGACCAUCGUCCGGUUCAUCAAAGAUGAGCACGCAGUCCUCGAAUUUGGUAUCGUUCUUGAUAAACUUCGGUUUACUUCUCUGCAGUGCACUUAUAUCCAGUUAGUGCGCUAUAUUAUGGUAUCUUCCAAGCAGUUUCCAGGGUAUCUUUUUAUUUUUUUUUAAUCUCCUGUCGAGUAUCUCAUGUUUCUGCAAAAUGAUUCAAAUCUGUAAGAUUUCAUAUUCUUUGUAACUUGAGAUGAGCCACGUUUUAAAACAUAAAUCAGACCGAAUGGGAUCUUCUACUCA
This is a messenger RNA of Papaver somniferum (opium poppy), 1591 nucleotides long. RefSeq names its product lysM domain-containing GPI-anchored protein 2-like. The coding region runs from base 255 to 1409 and encodes 384 amino acids. The transcript is spliced from 4 exons. NCBI's taxonomy places the organism in Eukaryota, Viridiplantae, Streptophyta, Magnoliopsida, Ranunculales, Papaveraceae. The record is from RefSeq and is a predicted model, not a curated record.